This is a messenger RNA of Pantherophis guttatus, 5426 nucleotides long. It is a transcript of the gene FAM76B, whose product is annotated as family with sequence similarity 76 member B. Lineage: Eukaryota; Metazoa; Chordata; Lepidosauria; Squamata; Colubridae. Gene Ontology annotation, cellular component: nuclear speck. The record is from RefSeq and is a predicted model, not a curated record.
CUUAAGGCCAACCUGGAUUUUCGGCGCUGUAUUUUCUGGGAACGUAUCAGCCGUGAAGCCAAUCGUACAGCCAGUACGGCGUGGGUUAACAGUGGUUUUUUCUAGCCGUUGGCAAAGAAGCGAAAGGAAGAAAAGGCAGGCAGCGUCUCCGCUCUCUUCUGCGCAAGCGCAGCCCCGAGACGGUCGGCAGGAAAAAGCCCUCCAAACUUCAGAAGAAGAAGAAGAGCGCCUGGGAGGACCAAUGAGAGAGCGCGCGCGCUCGGGGGACCGUUCCUUUUCCCGAUUGGUGGGGGGGCGGGCGCGACGUCACGCGGCGAGGCGGCGCGCGCCCUUCCAUUGGGCGGCGAGGUUUGAAAGCAAGUAUUGCCGCGCGGCUCGGAUUGGCCGAGGAGGCGAGCCCGCCUGCCGGAGGCGUUCAUUCGCUCCUUCGCUCGCGCUCUCCUUGUGUUUGUGUGAGAAGGAGGGAGGAAAGGAAAAAAAAAAAAAAAACAGGUUCGGGCCCCGCGGCUGACACAAGGAAGAGGCGCGGCCUAUUCGACGCCGGGAAAGCGGCCGCUGUCGGCGAGGCUCGAAGAAGAAGAAGAAGAAGAAGAAGCGCGGUUUGUCUGCCUUUGGAUUUCCUCUCGGGCGGGCGGGCUGGCGGCCGGCCGGCCGUGGCUCCCUUUAGGCCGAGAGGAAGGCGGAUGGCGGCAACAUCCGGGGCUUCUGGGGCGACGGCGGGCGCGGGAUCCGGCGCGGCCCCGGCUCUCUACGCCUGCACCAAGUGCAACCAGCGCUACCCUUUCGAGGAGCUCUCCCAGGGACAGCAGCUCUGCAAGGAAUGUCGUAUUGCGCACCCCAUUGUAAAAUGUACUUACUGCCGAUCAGAGUUUCAGCAAGAGAGCAAAACUAAUACAAUAUGCAAGAAGUGUGCCCAAAAUGUGAAACAAUUUGGAACGCCAAAACCUUGUCAGUAUUGCAACAUCAUUGCUGCUUUUAUUGGUACAAAAUGUCAGCGCUGUACAAACUCUGAAAAAAAAUAUGGACCACCUCAGACAUGUGAACAGUGCAAGCAGCAAUGUGCUUUUGACCGCAAAGAAGAAGGAAGAAGAAAGGUUGAUGGGAAGCUGUUGUGUUGGCUUUGUACUCUGUCCUACAAGCGAGUGCUGCAGAAGACCAAGGAACAGAGGAAGAGCUUAGGGCCCUCCCAUUCUAACUCUUCUACGUCUAUUACCGAAAAAGACCAGCAUCAUUUGAAACACCACCAUCACCACCACCACCGUCACCCCCACCACCAUCGCCACCAUCAUCACAGCGGCGCCCAUCACAAAAUCGGCAGUCUGAGCCCAGAAGAUGAUCAGGGGUUGUGGAAGCAGAGCCAUAAAUCCUCUUCAGCUAUUCAGAAUGAAACUCCAAAGAAAAAGCCCAAAAUGGAAACCAAGCCAUCUAACGGAGACAGUAGCUCUAUAAAUCAGUCAGCAGACAGCGGCGGCACCGACAACUUUGUUCUAAUAAGUCAAUUGAAAGAAGAAGUGAUGUCACUGAAACGUCUCUUGCAACAAAGAGAUCAGACUAUACUGGAGAAGGAUAAAAAGCUGACUGAGCUGAAGGCGGACUUUCAAUACCAAGAGUCAAAUCUAAGAACUAAGAUGAACAGUAUGGAAAGAGCUCAUAAGGAAACUGUAGAACAAUUACAGGCGAAGAACCGAGAGCUUCUCAAACAAGUUGCAGCAUUGUCAAAGGGCAAGAAGUUUGACAAAAGCGGGAAUAUGCUGACAUCACCAUAAGAAGAUGGUGGCAGUUUGCGUAGCUAUUAAUCUCGGAAACAUAAAUCAACUCCGGGGAAAACUGCAUAGAAACAAACCUUUUGGCGUGCAGAGUUGGUGGCAUAGUUCCUAUAUACCUUUUUCUAACUGAAUAAUGUUACGGAGGUUUGUUUUUGCUUUCCUUCCUCCCUCCCCCCCCCCACUCGCAAAUUAAGAUUAUUAAAGUACUUCAACAGGUUUGAAGAAGGCACGCAUAUCUAUAUAAUGUAUACGUGCAGCCAUACAAAAGGAGGCAGCUGGCCAGUCCCUGGUGAUCAGUAAGCGUGCUGUCCCUGGUCAUCGCAUCAUGCAAUAACAUACACACACACACACACACACACACACACACACACACACACACACAUUAAAGGCAGCCCUUCAAGAGGGCAGCUCCCCAAAGUGCUCCUGUUGUGCAGACUGAUUGCAUUCGGUUGGACUUUAGCAGGUUAUCCGGACAAGAGCAGAAACUUGUCUAGGCGCUGGACGAAGGCAUCCAAGGACAACUUUCAAUCUGAUCUACAUUCCAGCAGCAGCAGCUAAUUUGAAAACUGAGCAAGAGCACUGGAGACUUUUGACCAACCCUUCUUGGUCUUUCAGUCCAAAUAAGAGUGCAUUGAGUUUUAAAAUCAUGGUGCUUUUAUUACAAGAAGCUUAAACCUUAUAAAUAAAUGUACAAGAUUUUAACACUUCUAUUCUUAGUAAUAACUGGGUGUUUUGCAUUUCCUGUUAUAGAAAAUGAAAGAGAUUCUCUAUUGUAAGUACCGGAACAAAAUGUUGUUUUUUCUUUUCCCUUUUUCUGAAAAUACGCUGUAGACUUCCUCCUGCAAGUGCCUUUUCUCCCAACGGUUUAUUUAUAGGAAUGUUGGUAUUUGUAUAUACUUUUCUUUUUCUUUUAACCAUGUUUCAGCGUCCCCCUGUAUGUAUAUAUUUAUAAGUGUAUAUACAGAAGGAUCAAAUGCUAAGAUCAAAUGGUUAGAAUGAUAGGGAAGGUGCUAAGUCCUAGCAGGCAAUGAAUUGGGGCUUGUAGAUACUGUAGCAGAUGUGUCUGGGUAGACAGUAUCUGUCUUAACUCUUGCUGUGCCCUAACUUAAUGGAGGGAGGGGCUUUUAAACUGUAGGACUUCUAUGAAUAGAUGAAUUGUUUUAUCUCAGUGCUGAUUUGCAUUGUAAUUCUCAGUGAUCUGUUCUCAAUUGAAUGAGGUGGGGGGGGGCAAUAUUUGAGCUAAUGUUAACUCUCCAGGUGUUUCUUUUUAACAACAUUGUAUUGAAAUUUAAUGCAGUUUCUGAACAGUUCUGGAAACAUGGCUCGUUAUUUCUACAUAGUGAGGAGUUCUGUGGCCAAUAAUUGGGAGCCGAAAGAAAUGAACCCUGAAGAAACCUGAAUGCCUAACACUGAGAUUUAAAAAAAAAAAAAAAAAGAACAACCAGCUCUGUAGUCAUAGAACAGGGGUCUCCAAACUUGGCAACUUUAAGACUUGGCAACUUUAAGCUUUGCUGGCUGAGGAAUCCUGGGAGUUGAAGUCCACAAGUCUUGAAAGUUGCCAAGUUUGGUGACCCCUGUCAUAGAACCAUACUGGCCCCAUAACCAUGGCCCAGUCUUUGCAGUCACGGGACAGUAAUGCAGGCUGAAGCACCGUUUGCACUAGAGGGCUAAGGUGAGACUGAACUGCAACAUUUCUUUUUCCAGCUAUUAAUUAUAAUCAGAGAUGCCAUAAAUCUCCCCAGCAGCAUUUUUGGGGGAGAGCCUGGGAUUCUGUGGAGGUAGAUCAGUAACCAUAGAGACCACCAUUACUUAACGUCAGUUGUAUACAUAUCCGUAAGGAGUUUGUUGAGUGUGUCCUGCGGGCGCUCUCAAUUUCUUCAGGGCAAAGACCCCCUUAGCAUUGCACAAGUUAGUGCAAUGCACCUGGAAUGUGUCUCCAAAUUUUGUAUAAUGCACAGAAGUUUCUAGCACAGUGUCCUUCAGACUUGGCGACUUUGAGAGACGUAGACCAGCAUGCUGUCUGGGAAAUUCCCUGGGCUUUGAAGCCUACACAUCUUAAAAGUCGCCAGAUUUGAAAAAAAGAUUGCUCCAGCAGAUAAGCAAGAAGUGACUCUUGAAAUAAGUAAGUUGGAAAUCAUGAUUUGGAUACGUAAAGCUUAAAAACAGAAACCAAUACUUCAAUAUUUUUAGGAGAAUGAAGUAAGGCAGGGACCCCUCCCCCCCCCAACUUUUUGGGUGCCAGGAACCGGUACUGUGGAGGGCAAUUUUUCCCUCAGACUGGGGGGUGGGGGGCGGGAGGGGGCUGGAUUCUGUCUGCGCGCAGAUGGGGCUUCGCUCCUUUCCGCGCUCCGAUUCUUGGCGGGCUAUGAACCGGUACAGGUCCGCAGACCAGGGGGUUUGAGAACCCUGGAUCUAAGUCAUUAAAAGUUCAUCGCCAUUCCAGAAAAUAGUUUCAUUAACCUAAAAUUUAUUAAUCUAAACCUGUUUCUAUUAAAUGGAAAAAAUCCAGUUGAUAAAGGGGUGCUCAAUUUAUUAUCACAGGAAUUGCACUUCAGCUAGCCUUCGUGUUUUGGGGCCUCCAGCUACCGGUUUUGGGAGGGUUUGUUCCCAAGAGACUACUGAAUAAUUGUAAUUUGAACAAAAGGAAGAAAAAAAAAGCUGCUUUCUACAAUAUUGAGAAUUUUUUUAUUUUUUGUAUACUAAAGAUGAACUUUGUAAAUUUAUAAAUACUAUUUGCGGAGAUUACAUGAUUAUAUAGAUAGGGUAGAAUAUUCUUUUGCUAUCCUGUUGAACUGCUUUAUCAUUCAGACUUUUUUUUUAAAUUGCUGACUUCCAUUUCAGAGUAUUUUGAUACUUUUUCUGAUUGAAUGACUGCCUGUCAUUGGUGGACUUGUUUAAAAAGAAACUGGUCAAAACUUUUCACAAGAAACGUAAUGACUUUCUGAUCAAGGCAUUGUCACUGAAACCUGUUUAUGCUGCAAUAGGAACAUUAUAUAUAGAGGAAGAAAACCAACAGUCUGGUUUUUAAAUACCAGAGCUGUGGAAUAUCCCAUUUCAAAACAUUUACAAGAGUUUUACUAUGUCUAAAGAGAAAAUAUUUAUUUUUAAUUGUAGUGUUUCAAAGGCUGAAGAUUGGGGUGGCUUGAUGUUAUGUAGACUCAAGAUGACACACUAUGAUUUUUGCAUUUAAAUCAAUUCUUUUUUAAAUAAUUGGCAUCAAGCAAGAAAAAAAAAACCCUUGAGCUUGAAUUAUUUAUAUACAUUUAGCCUGUAAAUAAUUGCAUUUUUUUUUUUUUUUAGUUAGAAUGUCUAUCUCCAUUUUGAGGUGAAGCUUUUCAUCUUACUUACAUUUGUAUAUUGUGUUGAAAUUCUGUACUGGCACACAUUUGACAUUUUUGUACUUUUUCUAAAUCCAAUAUUUCACAAUAAAAGCUUCUUAAAACAGCAGUAUGCUUGUCUAUCAGUAACUGCCUAUUGGGUUCCAGGAUUGGGCAAAGGGAUAAUUAAAAUCUGCGGGUUUGACCAGCCUUUCCCAAAGUGAUGCCUCUAUAAAUCUUAUCCUUUCUAGCCAGCAUCUUUACUGUUCUAUAGUUUGUGUGUUUUACAGAUUGCCUGUAAUGAAUAAACAUUUAAAAUAAUAAAUGAGAUUUGAAGUUAUGA